AUGGCUCAUUAUUCUUGCAUUGUUCUGCAUGUUGAAUUGUUGAUAAGGAUCUCUGCUUGGUCCCCUUAUGAAUCAUAUUACGAAGCUGCUGGGGGAACAAGGAAGAGAAGAAUAUAUGGUCUUGGAUCUCAAGCACAAAGUUAUUAUGGGCCGAAUCUUUGCGUCAAUUCUGGCUUUAAUGCUUCAACAUCAGCAGCACCUUCAACUUCUCAAUCAACACCGACAGAAAAUAUGGAGGAGUUAGUGAUGCGAUUGAUUCCUACACUGACUGAUUGCUUGCUUCCUUUAUUUAUUGAGAAGGCACGCAGAGUGAUUUCUUCACCAUCACAUCAUCCAAAUACUCCUAUCGACAAACCAUCAGUUGUGACACCUAUAGUGCCUCCUCUUACUACUGCUAACGUUGACGAUGUUGAUCCUUUAGUUUCUGAUGAUGAUCGUAGUCCUUCACCCAUGCAUUAG
Lycium barbarum (goji berry) is the source of this 459-nucleotide messenger RNA. RefSeq lists its product as uncharacterized. Bases 1 to 459 code for a protein of 152 amino acids. The transcript is spliced from 2 exons. The record is from RefSeq and is a predicted model, not a curated record. Lineage: Eukaryota; Viridiplantae; Streptophyta; Magnoliopsida; Solanales; Solanaceae.